This is a messenger RNA of Limulus polyphemus (Atlantic horseshoe crab), 717 nucleotides long. RefSeq names its product ubiquitin-conjugating enzyme E2 H. Lineage: Eukaryota; Metazoa; Arthropoda; Merostomata; Xiphosura; Limulidae. The transcript has 7 exons. Gene Ontology annotation, biological process: protein polyubiquitination; ubiquitin-dependent protein catabolic process. Gene Ontology annotation, molecular function: ubiquitin conjugating enzyme activity. Gene Ontology annotation, cellular component: nucleus. The record is from RefSeq and is a predicted model, not a curated record. Bases 135 to 683 code for a protein of 182 amino acids.
GGGUGAUAUCAUCAGUUGGAGAUUUGGAUGUUGGGUUAAGGUUAUUUUAUUCUACAUUUAAGGUUAUAACUUAUAGGCCUAGUGUAAGAAGGUUUGGAGUUAUCGCUCUUCCUACUUUUACUUGGUGAGAACAAAUGAUGUCCUCUCCAAGUGCUGGGAAGCGGCGAAUGGACACAGAUGUUAUAAAACUUAUUGAAGGUAAGCAUGAAGUAACCAUUUUAGGAGGCUUGAACGAGUUUUGUGUGAAGUUCUACGGACCUAAAGGAACACCAUAUGAAGGAGGAGUUUGGAAAGUAAGGGUGGAUCUUCCAGAAAAAUAUCCUUUCAAGUCUCCUUCAAUAGGAUUUAUGAACAAGAUCUACCAUCCAAAUAUUGAUGAAGUUUCAGGAACAGUGUGUCUGGAUGUCAUCAAUCAAGCUUGGACAGCACUUUAUGAUCUAUCAAACAUCUUCGACUCCUUCCUUCCUCAACUGUUGACGUACCCUAACCCUAUUGACCCUCUUAAUGGUGAUGCUGCUGCAAUGUAUUUACAUAAACCAGAAGACUACAAAAAGAAAGUUCAAGAUUAUGUUAGAAAAUAUGCAACAGAGGAAGCCCUUAGAGAGCAGGGAGAAGAGUCAUCUAGUAGUGAAAGCUCAAUGAGUGACUUUUCUGAUGAUGAAACAAAAGAUAUGGAACUAUAACAUUUAGUUAGGGCUGGGGAUUAACAAGGGAUGG